Paramecium pentaurelia is the source of this 1266-nucleotide messenger RNA. The record is from the annotation of a GenBank genome assembly. Lineage: Eukaryota; Ciliophora; Oligohymenophorea; Peniculida; Parameciidae.
UAUGAAUCAAAUAGUUUCUGGGAUUUAAUUCAAUGUAGGUGCUAGAUAUGAAGUAAAGAAAUUAUUAGGUGCUGGUGCCUAUGGACAUGUAGCUCUUGCUAUUGAUAAGAAACAAACUGAUCCAGAGAAAUAGAAAGUGGCUAUUAAAAAACUACAUUUAGUAAGAGAUGAGAUAGACGCAAAAAGAGUGUUGAGAGAAAUUAGAAUUUUGAGAACAAUGUAGCAUGAGAAUAUUCUUCAUCUAGAGAACCUAGUCUAUGAUGAUUCAAAUAAAGAGUUAGAAUUUGGGGAAAUCUACUUAGUUACUAAUUACCUUGAAGUGGAUCUCUAUAAGAUUAUAAAAAGCGGAUAAAAUCUUACAGAUUAACAUUACCAAUAUAUUAUGUAAAUACCAUAUUUCUAAUUAGAUAUUAAUUAUUGAAAGGCUUAAAAUAUUUACAUUCUGCAAGUAUUGUGCAUAGAGAUAUAAAGCCAAGUAAUAUUUUAGCAACAGAAAAUUGUGAAAUAUGUUAUUGUGAUUUUGGAUUGGCAAGAUAAAUAGAAGAAUUAGAAGCAGAAGAUAAUAGAUGCUAAAACAUGUUAACAGAAUAUGUUGUGACAAGUAUUAAAUAUAUAUAAUAUUUAGGAUAUUAUAGAGCUCCUGAAGUAAUGCUAUCAUCACAUGAAUAUUCAACAGCAAUUGAUAUUUGGUCAUUGGGAUGCACAUUUGCUGAAUUAAUUACUAAGCAAAUUUUAUUUAAAGGAACUAAUUAUAUAUAAAUGAUAAAAUUAAUAUUUGAUACAUUAGGUAAACCUUAAGAUGAAGACUUAUAAUUUAUUACAAAUAGUAAUGCAAAGAAAUAUGUCAAUAGUCUUUAAACAAAAUAGAAAUGUACUAUUGGAAGUGUAAUUAAAUAUUCAAAUCCACUUGCAAUUGAUUUAUUAGAUAAAAUGCUUGAAAUUAAUCCUAAAAAAAGGAUUACUAGCACUGAAGUAUUAAUUAUUUUAAUUAAUUUACAGGCAUUAAAUCAUCCUUAUUUAGAAUCAAUAAGAGAUCCUGAUGAUGAACCUUCAUUUGAAGGAAAUCUAGAUUCUCAAUUUGAAAAUGAUAGCACCAUAUUAUUAAAAGAUUUGAAAGUUUUAAUAUUAAAUGAACUUAAUUUGAUGAAAUAAAUUAAUAACGAACCUCUGAUUAAUAUUUAAUUAGAAGUAGAAAAAAGAGAGUAGAUAGUGAAAAUAAAUUAAUAAAAAAAAUAAUAAUUGAAACAAUAACAAUAAUAAUAAUGA